GAGGGAGGAGUAGUCACCUCAUCACUCACCAACCGGGUACUAGCUAGUCCGAUAUGAUCCAUCUCUUAAGCAAGCAAGGUAGAGUAGUCUGAAGAACAAGCAAGAACAGCCAUGGAGAGAGCGUUUGUGAGCGCAGCGACCGGAGUAAUGAGCUCCGUCCUCGGGAAGCUGGCAGAUCUGCUCCACGAGGAGUACAAGCUCGCCAAGGGCGUCCGCAAGGACAUCGAGUUCCUGAGGUCGGAGCUGAGCGCCAUGAACGACCUGCUGUACGUGCUGGCGGAGGUCGAGGAGCUCGACGCCAUCAACAAGGGGUGGCGCGACCGGGUGCGGGAGCUGGCCUACGACGUCGAGGAUUGCAUCGAUCUCUCCGUCGCCCGGCUCGGUGGUGGUGCUGACGAUGCCAGAGCAGCAGGUCGCCUCGGUGCCAAGAAGCUGGUGCGCAAGAUCAAGAAGAUCAGAGUGUCCCUCCAGGUCGCUCACCAGAUCAAAGAGCUCAAGGAUCGUGCCGUCGAGGAGAGCAAGAGGCAGAAGAGAUACAAGCUCGACGGCCGCCUGGUCGGUGCUUCGCCUAGCAACAACAAGGUUGACCUCCGGAUGUGCGCGCUAUGGGUGGAGACGGAGAAGCUCGUCGGGGUCGACGGACCCAGGGAUGAGAUCAUCAGCUGCCUGAUGCCGGAGGGAGAGGAGCAGGAGCCCUGGCAGCAGGUCAGGACUCUGUCCAUCGUUGGGUGUGCAGGCCUGGGCAAGACCACUCUCGCCAAUCAGGUCUACCAAAAGAUUAAAGGAGAAUUUGAGUGCAGCGCCUUUGUAUCGGUAUCCCAAAAUCCUCCCAUGAAGGAUGUGCUGAUGAAGAUCUGUUCUCAAGUUGGAGCAACCGCCAGCAUGGCGGAUGAUGAGCUCAUUCUCGUCGCCAAUCUCAGAGAAAGACUCCAGAAAAAAAGGUACAUUGUUGUAGUGGAUGACAUAUGGCACUCCGAUCCAUGGGAGAUCAUUGGACAAGCAUUGGUCAAAACAAGCCCUGGAAGCAUAAUAAUCAUCACAACACGUCUGAAAGAUGUGGCCCAAUCAUGCUGUUCUUCUCAUGGUGGCCGUGUUUAUGAUAUGAAACCUCUUGACGACCACAACUCCAAAAGGUUGUUUUUCAAAAGAAUUUUUGACUCUGAAGACAAGUGUCCGCAUGAACUGGAAAGUGCUUCUAAAGAUAUACUGAAAAAGUGUACCGGAAUACCACUCGCAAUCAUUUCGAUAUCCAGCUUCUUGGCAGUUGAUGUACCACAGUCACCUGAUCACUGGAACAAGGUGAAAGAAUCUAUCAGUUCUCCACUCCCCGGAAGAAAUAAGCCUAUCGAUACAAUGAAAUCAGUAUUGUCACUCAGCUACUUUAAUCUUCCACACCAUCUGAGAACUUGCCUGCUGUACUUGAGUGCAUUUCCGGAGGACUGCGAAAUUGAAAGGGAUCGUCCGGUAUGCAGAUGGGUUGCAGAAGGGUUUGUUGAUCCAGAACCAGGAGAGAGUCCCUAUGAAGCAGGGCUAAGGUAUUUCAACGUUCUGAUAAACCGGAGCUUGAUCCAACCAUGGAAAGAGGACAAGGGCGGCGUGGUGCUGAGCUGUCGAGUCCAUGAUGUCAUCCUCAAUUUCCUUGCAUCCAAAUCAUUGGAGGAAAACUUUCUAAACUUGCUGGACCCAUCCGGGUUCCUCCCACCUUCUUCUCCGCAUAGCAAGGUUCGCCGCCUCUCUCUCCAGAAUACUAACAACCAAGAGCAAUGUUGGAUGAAGUCGAUCAAGCCUCAUGUCCGAUCACUUGCAUGUUGUGUGGACAGCAAAGAAUUGCAUCCUCUUACGGAAUUUGAAGCUGUACGCAUGUUAGACCUGGAAAACUGUGGGUCAUUGAGAAAUGUCCACCUUGCAAACAUCGAAAUGUUACUUCAGUUGCGGUACCUGAGCAUUAGAAGAACAAGGGUCAGUGAGCUCCCUGCUGGAAUUGGACAAGCCCAACGUUUGGAGACAUUAGAUAUAAGAGACACUGAUGUGGACCAAUUGCCGUCGACUAUUGUUCUACUUGAAAAGCUGGCACGUCUUUUCGUCAGUUCAAAGGUCAUGUUCCCAGCAGAAGGCAUCAGCAGGAUGAAAGGUCUGGAACAACUAGCAUGUUUCUCGAUCCGGGGGCAACCACAUGGCUUUCUGAAAGAGCUAGGGGAGCUUACCAACCUGAGAAUCCUUGAAGCAUUGUGGGCGGGCAUGGAUGAGAACUAUUAUGAAGGUAGCGAGUGGGGGAUUUUCACCUCUUCGCUCCGUGCAUUGGGUAGCCAUAAACUUCACUCUCUAGAUUUUAGCAUGACAAUGUACGAGAUUAAGAACCCCAUCCCCAUGGAUUCAUCGUUCCCUGCUUUGCCAAGGCUCCGGGCAUUUUCCAUAGGCCUCAUCAGCACUGUCCCUAUCUGGAUGGGUACACUAGCCAAUGUCGAGCUGUUACAGCUCCAUAUUUGUAAUUUUACUCUGGAGGAUCUGCGACCGCUUGGAGAUAUGCCGGCUCUCGAGACUCUUGUCCUAGACGUUGACCGUUAUGGAGGUCCUUUCACCAUCGUCAGUGGAGCAUUCCAGCGUCUCAAAUCAUUCAGGGUCCACAAGCUCUACCAACUGCUGUUUAUGCCUGGGUCUAUGCCUAACCUGAAACACCUUGACAUCAAAGGACUCACCUAUACCUGGGGUAGUAACAUUGAUCUCGGCAUCCAGCACCUCGCUAGCCUCAGCAAGGUCGAAAUGUUGGUCAAGGCCUGGCGUAACAAUAGAGAAGGCGUCCAAGCUCUAGAGGCCGAAACCCGGAGAUUUCUUGAUGCUCAUCCCAAUCGUCCCACGCUAACCUUCAAUUCAUUCUUUACCAAGAGCAAUCUCUAUCGAGGAAGGUGGGAACAAUGAAUAAUUAUAUUAAUUGUUCCUCCAAAGUCACAGGAGCUUAAGGAUAGCAAGAGCAAGAUGCUGGUCGACCAGUCUUUUGGUUACUUGGUGCGGUCCUGCUUACUAGCUGUGAGGAGGAGGGCAUCAAGGCCACCAGCAUGUUUUUGUUCACUACUAUAUGUACUUGUUUAAUUUCAUUCAUACCAUUUGCAGAAUUUCAUUAUUCAUGCUCUAUGAGAGUUGUUUAGUUGCUCCGCUUUUAUAGUUCUUGAAUAAGCAAUACUGUUUUAACGGAACUUGAUCACUCACUUGUUUGCAACGUUUUGACAUUUGGUAUCUCUGUUCCUAGAAUAUUGUAAUUUGCCAACAGACAGACUAAGUGAUAGAUUAUUAGUUGAGGUGUCCACUGUGAUUUUCCUA
This is a messenger RNA of Panicum virgatum (switchgrass), 3315 nucleotides long. Its product is annotated as disease resistance protein PIK6-NP-like. NCBI's taxonomy places the organism in Eukaryota, Viridiplantae, Streptophyta, Magnoliopsida, Poales, Poaceae. The transcript is spliced from 3 exons. The record is from RefSeq and is a predicted model, not a curated record. The coding region runs from base 112 to 2916 and encodes 934 amino acids. Gene Ontology annotation, biological process: defense response to other organism. Gene Ontology annotation, molecular function: ADP binding.